Messenger RNA from Chlamydomonas reinhardtii, 3004 nucleotides. RefSeq lists its product as uncharacterized. Lineage: Eukaryota; Viridiplantae; Chlorophyta; Chlorophyceae; Chlamydomonadales; Chlamydomonadaceae. Bases 245 to 1810 code for a protein of 521 amino acids. The record is from RefSeq and is a predicted model, not a curated record. The transcript is spliced from 9 exons.
CAUACUACUUAGUAUACUAGAUAGUAGAAGCAGUCAGAAAGCGAAGCUUACAUGGCGGUCCGCAACUAGACUCCAUCGUGACCGAGACCAGUCGAGCCAAGCUACCUCAGAGCGUGAGCGGUCCUGGUACAUGGAGGAACAGGAGAAGCUACAAAAGGAACUAAAUGUGGUGUCGGCCCAAGCGGAGUCAGCCAAGGAUGCCGAGGACCGGAUGUAUUACCGGGAGACAGUGCUCUUGCUCAAAAUGGAGCUUUUGCUACGUGAGAAGCUUGGCUCGGCGGCUGGCCUGGGGGUGGGGAGCGCAGCAGGAGCUGGCCUGGCAGCUCGCAAGCUGCGGCUCCGGCAAGACCCGCAGAACCAGGACCUGUUCUUCUUUGAGCCCAUGGACACCAACAGCGCUGCAGCUGCCGCAAGUCCUGGCGUGAACAGCAGGUUCUUCCUGGACCCCGAGGGCAGGCAGACAGAUGAGCUGCAGGAUUGGCUGCGCCUCGCCGACGAACUGCACCGUGAGGGCGAACCCAUCUUGCCGCUGUUCAUCAACGGUCUGGUCAAGAACGGCAAGUCCUACAUGCUCAACGAGGUCCUGCCUGCGGUGGCUAACACGUACUACUGCAGCGCCGGCAGCGGCCGGCAGCACGCCGGCGCGGUGCUUUCAGAGCCCAACUUCCUGCGCGUGGACUGCUUGGGCUGCGACCGCAGCAGUGGCUGCGGUGGCUUCCUUAAGGGCGUCCUCCUUAGACUCAAGCAGAGCGCAGCCGACCAGCAGCUCUUUGCUGCCGCCAUCACGCCCGUACCCAGCGACUCCUCCGCGGGUGCCAUGGCGGACGGCAUUCAGGACUUCAUGCGGCGCCUGCCACGGGACCGUCUGAACUUCCUGCUGAUCGACCAGGCGGAGAGCUUUUACCUGAUGGCGCGGCCCGUGUCGGACAAAUGUCCGCCGCGCGGCUCAACCCUGGACGUGGACGCGGUGCUGCACAUGCGGCGCAUCCUCAAGGAACUCCUGCUGCACAGCCCCCACUGGGUCGCCUGGGCCGUCACAGGCAGCAGCUCCAUGGCGACGCUAUGGGCCAACGUUGCAGACACCCCGACCAACGGUUGGCCCCUGAGCAUGCACCACCGCCGACUCAACCUGAGCCCCACGGUGUCCACGGACGUGCUGCAAGUCGCUUGGAAGCAGCUCAAAGCCCAGGCCGCGAACUGGGAUCCGCCGCUGCCGAACGACCUGGUCUGGCGGUCGCCGCCGCAGAUCGCCACGCUUGCCUACUUGUGCCAGGAGUGGAGGUACAGCCGCACGGCUAGCACAGCUGCGGAGCUGGUCGAUCAAACCAUGACGCAAAAGCUCAUUCCCGAGGUGCUGGCGGACCUGCGCAUGGCGCUGCACAUGCUGGGCCAGCCUGCUGCACACUUGCUACUUCUGCGUGAGCUGCUGGACCCGAUGGCUGGAGUGGAGCCGGCCAAGCUCCCGUUGGCGUUCAAGUUGCUGCUGGCCAGCUUCGCCACAGAGCGCGAGGGAAAGCUGUACCUGGACUACCCACUGCUCGCUCAGGCGGUCACCACGGAGUCCGAAGAGCUGUUCGUGACCGGGGAGUGCUACGGAGCGCCGGAAAAUCGUAUCAGCGAGUUGGUGACUAAGUCAUACGACAGCCCAAUGCCCAGGCGCAGCAAGGCCCCGGGCGCAUCGGCCACAGCAACGCCCAGGGCGCAGUUGCAGCCUCACGCGGGGCCCGUGCGCCCAAUCUCGCUGCAUUUGGGCAGGCGGCUGCUGGGGCGUGCCACCGUCGUCCAGCCGCGUUACAUGGGACGGAUGUGAACGCCGCGUGCUGUACAACGGCGGCUCACAAGGCGUCGGGCGGCCGGGCCCGUCGCCAGACAGCAAGAAGGCGUGCGGCCGAGCCCACGGCCGCGGCCACCCACCCCGAUGGAGUGUUAUUGCGGGCGCCCUCAGCCCUGGCGGCACCAGCGGUGCCAGUGGCGGCUGCUGCGGUGUUCGGGCAGCAGGUGCCGGGGACGGCGUCAGCACCUGCAGACGCCGGUACCGUCCCCUCUACUGCUGGUGGUGCUGCGGCGGCUGCAGCUCGCGGCCUACGGCGGCUGGGAGCCGGCGGCGCGGCAUUCAUUGACGCGCUGUGCUGCGUGCCUGUGUUAGGAGGAUGCAGCGAAGGGGGCAGGGUCUGGUGGGUUGCCACCCCUACCGCGUCGAUUCUUCUGUUUGGUAUUAGAUCCGCACCCCAGGCUGGCCCACAUCAACUGUGUUUGCGCCAUGGUUCCGGGCUUUGUUCCCUGGGCGCCAUGUGCCAGCAUGGCGUGCAGCGCUGCCAGAUCUGUUUCCCGCGUGCCAGCGAGAAGGAGAAGCACCAUGAGCACGAGUGCGGCCCGGCCCGCGGCGCGGAGGAUGAGGCGGACGUGUAGGCGUCACAGAUGGAUGGUCGGGACCUGUACCACGAACGGGCCUCGUGAGGCUCAACCGAGUCGUGUAGACGGCACCCCGCACGCUAGAUGACGGUGGCGACCUUGGCUGGUGCUGCAUCCAGGGACGUAGUCAGUUUUGUACACAAGAUGCAAGCCAACAUCUCCAUGCAUACACAUUGAAGCACGGCAGACUGGACCAGCAUCGCUUUAUUUUGAAAUAAAUGUGCAGCGCGAAGUGGCGAAUUGGAGCUUGGAGGCGUGUGAUCAGGACGUGCGUGUGCAAUACACGACGUGUCAAUCAUGACAGCAGUCCAGAUGUACCGUGUUCCACCAGAGUUGGUUGGGGGGAGGUGGGCUGGUGGCAGUGCGGUAGGCAGCGCCAGGACGGACCAGGGACGGAGGCGAGGCCGCAGGCAGGACGUGGCGACAGGGCGCGCAGCUGUGAUGUACCAGUACGCAAGGCCAGCAGAUGAGACCAGAUGAGCGGCAUGAGCGGGACUGGCCGCAGCCGCCAAUACAACAUGCGGGCCUAGUGCUGUGGACUGUAUGGAGAGCCACGUGUACGGUAUUGAACGUGAAAUCUUACAACAGGCUG